Molecule: messenger RNA, 799 nt
Organism: Argentina anserina (silverweed cinquefoil)
Lineage: Eukaryota; Viridiplantae; Streptophyta; Magnoliopsida; Rosales; Rosaceae
Product: LOB domain-containing protein 16
Exons: 2
Coding region: 1-651 (216 amino acids)
Biological process (GO): hormone-mediated signaling pathway; positive regulation of DNA-templated transcription
Cellular component (GO): nucleus
Source: RefSeq, a predicted model, not a curated record
AUGGCUUCUGGGAGUACUGGUAGCAGUGCCACUACUACUACUGGAACUGGCUCUCCUUGUGGAGCAUGCAAGUUUCUGAGGAGGAAGUGUGCCUCUGAUUGCAUAUUUGCUCCGUACUUUUGCUCCGAACAAGGGCCUGCCCGAUUUGCUGCCAUUCACAAAGUGUUUGGGGCUAGCAAUGUCUCCAAGCUCUUGCUUCAUGUCCCUGUCCAUGAUCGAUGUGAAGCUGUUGUCACAAUUGCCUAUGAAGCUCAAGCUCGGAUUAGAGACCCCGUUUAUGGAUGUGUUGCUCACAUUUUCGCCUUGCAGCAACAGGUGGCGUGCUUACAAGCACAAUUGAUGCAAGUGAAGGCACAAGUGGCUCAUCAAAGCCUUAUGGAUUCAAGAGCCAUGGAGAGUCAAUGGCAGGGGAAUAUGAAUGGAGUGACAAACUUUCCGAGUUACCCGAGUUACAUGAAUCCUAUUUCUCCUCAGAGCUCGCUGGAUUCCAUUGAUCACAGUAGCAAUGAAGCUAUGAAUUAUAUGCAAGAGAUACAAAGCAGCAGCAGAUCAGAGGAAUUUGCAUUCCAAGCUUCUUCUAAGAAGAGAGCAUAUAACGGCACUGACUUGGGUGAGCUUCAAGCACUGGCCGUCCGAAUGAUGAGGAACUGAUAAAACAGCAUGAUCCAUCCAAGAAUAUAUAUGACGGUGAUGAAUCUAUGAUCUAAUUCAAACGUGCUAUGCCCCAAUGAUGUAUAUAUUGAGCCUCUCGUUUUGUUUGUUUGGAGAAAAACAAAUGAGCGCAACUAAUCCGGCCUAA